ACAGCAGGAAAGACAACCUGACAUAGGGAACUGGGGACUGCUAUACAGAGAGAGAACUACAAAGCAUCCUCAGUGCAGUAGGAACCCUAAUCCAAAGUCCCCAUACUUUUAUCAGAGUGUGCAACAGAGGAACAUGGCUCAAGAAACUAAUCACAGCCAAGUGCCUAUGCUUUGUUCCACGGGCUGCGGAUUUUAUGGAAACCCUCGUACAAAUGGCAUGUGUUUAGUACGUGAUAAAGAACAUCUUCAAAGACAGAAUAGUAGUAAUGGUAGAAUAAGCCCACCUGCACCUUCUGUCAGUAGUCUGUCUGAGUCUUUACCAGUUCAGUGCACAGACGACAGUGUCCCAGAAACUCAGUCAGCGUUAGACUCUACAUCUUCAUCUAUGCAGCCAAGCCCUGUAUCAAAUCAGUCACUUUUAUCAGAAUCUGUAGCAUCUUCCCAAGUGGACAGUACAUCUGUGGACAAAGCAAUACCUGAAACAGAAGACCUGCAAGCUUCAAUAUCAGAAACGGCACAGCAGCCAUGUGAAGAGCAAAGCAAGUCUCUUGAAAAACCAAAACAAAAAAAGAAUCGCUGUUUCAUGUGCAGGAAGAAAGUGGGACUUACUGGGUUUGAAUGUCAGUGCGGAAAUGUUUACUGUGGUGUACACCGUUACUCAGAUGUACACAAUUGCUCUUACAGUUACAAAGCUGAUGCUGCUGAGAAAAUCAGAAAAGAAAAUCCAGUAGUUGUUGGUGAAAAGAUCCAGAAGAUCUGAACUCCUGGAAUACAAAAUCCUUUGACCAUCUGCAAACUAAAAAUUGACUUGAGGUUUUUUUGCUAGUCAUUGGGAAUGUAGAGCAAUGUAUCUUGCAUAGACCUUUUAAUCAUGCAUGUCAUCAGAAGAAUAGAUUUUUGUUUUUGUUUUGAAAAUGACUCUGAACAUUUAUUUACAUUGCAGUUUCUGUGGCUGAAAAGACUUAAGUGAACUUUACAAGUAUUAUCCUUUUAAGAUCAUUUUAAUUUUAGUUGAGUGCA
This is a messenger RNA of Physeter macrocephalus (sperm whale), 1020 nucleotides long. Its product is annotated as AN1-type zinc finger protein 6-like. Gene Ontology annotation, biological process: protein targeting to peroxisome. The record is from RefSeq and is a predicted model, not a curated record. Bases 134 to 760 code for a protein of 208 amino acids. Gene Ontology annotation, molecular function: polyubiquitin modification-dependent protein binding; zinc ion binding; DNA binding. NCBI's taxonomy places the organism in Eukaryota, Metazoa, Chordata, Mammalia, Artiodactyla, Physeteridae. The transcript has a single exon.